UUUUGUAUUUUUUAUUUAAUAUACCUUACCGGUGCAAGGUUGCCCAUUCAGGCGGUAGUGCUUCUCCACCAUAAACAAAAUCUCACCAAAAACACAUCGUUAUAUUUGCCAUGGUGCUUUUCUCUAUUCAAGGAAAAACUCUUAAGUUCGACGAUAUCACUCCCGAGCAACAGAAGGAGAUUUUCGGAGACUUGAAGGACAAUGAUGCAGUGACGGAAGUUGCCUUUUCUGGAAACACGAUUGGUCCUGAGGCUGCCAAAUGGUUGGGAGGUGUCUUGGCUGAAAAAAAGAACCUGGAAGUCGCAGAGCUGAGUGAUAUUUUUGUGGGUCGCAUGAAGGAUGAGAUCCCAAUUGCUCUGAAGUACCUGCUGGAUGGUCUUUUGCAAUGCCCGAACUUGCACACGGUAAAGUUGAGUGACAAUGCUUUUGGUCCCACUGCUCAGGAACCGCUUAUCGACUUUUUGUCUCGUCACACUCCUUUGCAACAUUUGUACUUGCACAACAACGGUUUGGGACCACAAACCGGUGCAAAGAUCGCUGGUGCUCUGAAGAAUCUUGCUGCCAACAAGAAGAAAGCCAACGCUAAACCUCUUCGCACGAUUAUUUGCGGUCGAAACCGUUUGGAGAACGGUAGUAUGGAAGCUUGGGCUGAAGCCUUCCAAAGCAAUCCCCAUCUUGAGGUCGUCCGCAUGGUGCAAAACGGUAUCCGUCCCGAAGGUAUUGAGCACUUGUUGAUCCAUGGACUUUCUCACUGCACCAAACUUCGCAUUCUUGACUUACAAGACAACACAUUUACGCAUCGUGGUACAAGCGCCCUUGCUGUCGCCCUUGCAAAGUGGCCCGGCUUGCAAGAACUUGGAAUGAACGAUUGCUUGUUGUCUGCCCCCGGAGGUAUUGCUUUGAUGGAGUCUUUUGCUAAGAACUCCCAUAAGGAGCUCGAGAUUUUGCGUCUGCAAUACAACGAAAUCGAGCUUCCUGCCGUUCAACAGUUGUCCGAACUUAUUGAGGAACGUUUCCCUAAGCUUAAGCUUCUUGAAUUGAACGGUAACCGUUUUUCCGAGGACGACGAUGUUGUCGACGAAAUCCGCGCCUUGUUCAGUAACCGUGGAUUUGGUGAAUUGGACGAACUCGACGACAUGGAAGAACUUACCGAUGAAGAGGAAGAGGGUGAGAGUGAGGAGGAGAGUGAGAAAGAGGAAGACGAGGAUGAUGAACUCGCUAAAGCUAUGGCUAAGGCAUCUAUUUGAAGUAGCUUUUGCUGUCAGCAAAACUAUAUCAUUGUUUGUAGGUUUUGUCAAGCAAUCGGUGGGUUCGUAUUGCAUACCAAACCAGUCUGGAAAGACUGUAUUCACCAUACACUACUAGCAUUCUUGUUUGCGCUCUUCAUCGUUUGCACAUAGAACAAAAAAUAACCGUAGACUAAAAAAAGUUAUAUCAACAAUUCAGCGACAUUGGGAUUCUUUAUUUACAGUUUUCAAGUAAUC
This is a messenger RNA of Schizosaccharomyces japonicus yFS275, 1484 nucleotides long. RefSeq names its product ran GAP Rna1. Gene Ontology annotation, cellular component: nucleus; cytoplasm; nuclear periphery. The coding region runs from base 111 to 1247 and encodes 378 amino acids. Gene Ontology annotation, biological process: protein export from nucleus. Gene Ontology annotation, molecular function: GTPase activator activity. The record is from RefSeq and is a predicted model, not a curated record. The transcript has a single exon. Lineage: Eukaryota; Fungi; Ascomycota; Schizosaccharomycetes; Schizosaccharomycetales; Schizosaccharomycetaceae.